AUGUCAGGUUAUAUCAGCAGUCCUUCUUUGGCUUCUUCCAAUAUCCGUCCUCCAGUUAGGCGUUCACAAGUUAUUUCUACAAAAGAUGCUGAGCCUCCCGGGGCGUGUGCCAAUCUUUUGGUUUGCUUUGCUGUCUUCUUGUUGAUCUUAACAUUCCCAAUCUCUAUCUUCUUUUGUAUCAAGAUUGUCAACCAAUAUGAACGUGCAGUUAUUUCUCGUCUUGGGAGAUUGAGAAAGGGAGGGGCUAAAGGGCCGGGUCUUUUUCUUGUAAUUCCUUGCAUUGAUGAAUACCAAAAGGUUGAUUUGCGUCUUGUUUCAUACUCCGUUCCUCCUCAAGAAUUGCUCUCAAAGGAUUCUGUAACGGCGAGUGUUGACGCUGUAAUCUAUUUCCGUAUUUCGGAUGCAACAAUCUCUGUUGUUAAUGUGGAGAAUGCUGAAGCUUCUACAAGAUUAUCUUUGGAUGAAGCUACAAAUGAUUGGGGAGUUCAGGUGGAACGAGUUGAAGUUAAAGACGUUAGACUUCCUGGGACAAUGCAACGGGCUAUGGCCGCAGAGGCAGAGGCCACACGGGAGGCUAAAGCUAAAAUAAUUGCUGCUGAAGGCGAACAAAAAGCCUCUAGUGCUUUGCGUGCUGCUGCUCUUGCAAUUUCUGAUACUCCAACAGCUCUACAAUUGCGAUAUCUUCAAACUUUGGGAGAAAUUAGUGCUGACAAUAAUUCUACAAUCGUUUUUCCUUUUCCGGUUGACUUUAUGUCAGUUUUUGGUAAACACUCUGUUCAAAAAUCUUCGGAAAGUACAGUUAAACAAAAAACCAAAGAAAGUGAAAAGGAAAAAACUAAAGAAGAUACGACAAAAGAAGAAAACACGAAGGAAGAUAAAUCUAAAAAAGACAAAAAUACUGAACAAGAAAAAAGUAAAGCUGUUGAACAAUACUUCAAAAAAAGUAGUCCGAGAGAGAAGAAGGAAAAGCCUAAGAAGAAGCAAUCUUCAACAGGGAAGAAAAAGUAGUAAGAAAGAGGAAAUAAGUAGGAAGUAAAAAAUAAAUAUAUAGUAUAUGUAGUAAGUAGGAGGUCGGUCGGAAAGGACGAAGGUGACGGAAAUCGGAAAUGGCUCAAAAAUCG
Meloidogyne enterolobii is the source of this 1121-nucleotide messenger RNA. The record is from the annotation of a GenBank genome assembly. NCBI's taxonomy places the organism in Eukaryota, Metazoa, Nematoda, Chromadorea, Rhabditida, Meloidogynidae.